GCGUGCGCUGCGUGGGGGGCGGGGACCGGCACCGCCCCGCCCUCCCCUCCCCCACCGCCGCGGCCGCCGCAGGAGCCGAGCCCGCCGCCGACCCCGAGCCCCGAGCCCCGGGCCGUGCGCCCGUGCCGAGCUGCGCCGGGCCAGAGCCUCCGCCCUCCCUCUGCCUGGAGCUGCCUCCCUCCCCUUCCCCACUGGGUGCCCACUGGCUGGGCCGAGGGGAUGUGGUGAACCCACUGACCACGCUGCACUUCACCCGGGAGGACCAUGCGGCAGUAGGCGCCAUGUUGCCCUUCCUGCUGGCCACACUGGGCACCACGGCCCUCAACAGUAGCAACCCCAAGGACUACUGCUACAGUGCACGCAUCCGCAGCACUGUCCUGCAGGGCCUGCCCUUUGGGGGUGUCCCCACCGUGCUGGCCCUUGACUUCAUGUGCUUCCUGGCACUACUGUUCCUGUUCUCCAUCCUGCGGAAGGUGGCCUGGGACUAUGGGCGGCUGGCCUUGGUGACAGAUGCGGACAGGCUCCGGCGGCAGGAGAGGGACAGAGUGGAACAGGAAUAUGUGGCCUCCGCUAUGCAUGGGGACAGUCAUGACCGGUAUGAACGUCUCACCUCCGUGUCCAGCUCCGUUGACUUUGACCAGAGGGACAAUGGCUUCUGCUCCUGGCUGACAGCCAUCUUCAGGAUAAAGGACGAUGAGAUCCGGGACAAGUGCGGGGGCGACGCUGUGCACUACCUGUCCUUCCAGCGGCACAUCAUUGGGCUGCUGGUUGUCGUGGGUGUCCUCUCCGUGGGCAUCGUGCUGCCUGUCAACUUCUCAGGGGAUCUGCUGGAGAACAAUGCCUACAGCUUUGGGAGAACCACCAUUGCCAACUUGAAAUCAGGGAACAACCUGCUGUGGCUGCACACCUCCUUCGCCUUCCUGUACCUGCUGCUCACCGUCUACAGCAUGCGGAGGCACACAUCCAAGAUGCGCUACAAGGAGGACGACCUGGUGAAGCGCACUCUUUUUAUCAAUGGGAUCUCCAAAUACGCGGAGUCGGAGAAGAUCAAGAAGCACUUUGAGGAGGCCUACCCUAACUGCACUGUCCUCGAAGCCCGUCCCUGUUACAACGUGGCACGCCUCAUGUUCCUGGAUGCAGAGAGGAAGAAAGCAGAGCGGGGAAAGCUGUACUUCACAAACCUGCAGAGCAAGGAGAACGUGCCCACCAUGAUCAACCCGAAACCCUGUGGCCACCUCUGCUGCUGCGUGGUGCGGGGCUGUGAACAGGUGGAGGCUGUCGAGUACUACACGAAGCUGGAGCAGAAGCUGAAGGAGGACUACAAGCGGGAGAAGGAGAAGGUGAACGAGAAGCCGCUCGGCAUGGCCUUCGUCACCUUCCACAACGAGACCAUCACGGCCAUCAUCCUGAAGGACUUCAACGUGUGCAAGUGCCAGGGGUGUACCUGUCGCGGGGAGCCGCGUGCCUCCUCCUGCAGCGAGUCCCUGCGCAUCUCCAACUGGACCGUGUCUUACGCCCCGGACCCCCAGAACAUCUACUGGGAGCACCUCUCCAUCCGCGGCUUCAUCUGGUGGCUGCGCUGCCUGGUCAUCAAUGUCGUCCUCUUCCUCCUCCUCUUCUUCCUCACUACCCCAGCCAUCAUCAUCACCACCAUGGACAAGUUCAACGUCACCAAGCCUGUGGAGUACCUCAAUAACCCCAUCAUCACACAGUUCUUCCCGACUCUGCUGCUGUGGUGCUUCUCAGCCCUGCUCCCCACCAUCGUCUACUACUCGGCCUUCUUUGAGGCACACUGGACACGCUCCGGGGAGAACAGGACCACUAUGCACAAGUGUUACACCUUCCUCAUCUUUAUGGUGCUGCUCCUGCCUUCCCUGGGACUGAGCAGCCUGGAUCUCUUCUUCCGCUGGCUCUUCGACAAGAAAUUCUUGGCAGAGGCAGCUAUUCGGUUUGAGUGCGUGUUCCUGCCGGACAACGGCGCCUUCUUCGUGAACUAUGUCAUUGCCUCGGCCUUCAUCGGUAACGCCAUGGACCUGCUGCGCAUCCCGGGCCUGCUCAUGUACAUGAUCCGCCUGUGCCUGGCACGCUCGGCGGCCGAGAGACGCAACGUCAAGCGGCAUCAGGCCUACGAGUUCCAGUUCGGCGCUGCCUACGCCUGGAUGAUGUGCGUCUUCACGGUGGUCAUGACCUACAGUAUCACCUGCCCCAUCAUCGUGCCCUUCGGGCUCAUGUACAUGCUGCUGAAGCACCUGGUGGACAGGUACAACCUCUACUACGCCUACCUGCCUGCCAAGCUGGACAAGAAGAUUCACUCGGGUGCCGUGAACCAGGUGGUGGCCGCGCCCAUCCUCUGCCUCUUCUGGCUGCUCUUCUUCUCCACUAUGCGCACAGGGUUCCUCGCCCCCACAUCCAUGUUCACCUUCGUCGUCCUGGUCAUCACCAUCGUCAUCUGCCUCUGCCACGUCUGCUUUGGACACUUCAAAUACCUCAGUGCCCACAACUACAAGAUCGAGCACACAGAGACAGACGCCGUGGGUCCCAGAAGCAAUGGACGGCCCCCCUCAGCUGCUGCCGUCCCCAAAUCUGCGAAGUACAUCGCCCAGGUGCUGCAGGACUCAGAGGGGGACGGGGAUGGGGACGGGGCUCCUGGGAGCUCAGGGGACGAACCCCCAUCGUCAUCGUCUCAAGAUGAGGAGCUGCUGAUGCCCCCAGAUGGCCUCACAGACACGGACUUCCAGUCGUGCGAGGACAGCCUCAUAGAAAAUGAGGUCCACCAGUGAAGGCAGGGCCCUGGAGGCUGCGCCCCCUGCCCGCCCCAUGGACACAAGAUGCUAAUAAUUUAUUAGAUCUAAAGCCCCCCAACCCCUCUGCUUUCAUUAAGGUAUUUAAAUCUGGGGAUUUGCCUCUCUCCCCCACAGCGAGGGAGGCAGGGAGCCCUCGCCUCAGUGAGGACAGCCCCGAGCCGGCCCCGGGGCGAAGAGGGGUGUGGGGAGAGUCCCCCAGAUCAGCAGCACCCCAGUAGUGUGGUCAGGAAAGGUUGAUGAGAGCCAAGAGGGGUACCUGUUGCCAUGGCUGGAGACCUGGGGGCAGGCGGCCCAGGGACUGCACACCCCGCUCCAGUCUGUUCUCCCCUCUGCUCCUGGGAUCUGGCCCUGCGGGACCUGCAGGAUGCAUGAGAAGGGGGGGAGCCCAGGGGAGGAGCCCCAGCCGGGACCUGGGUGGGCAUGGCUGACACUGGAACACGGGGUUUUGCACUGUUUUGGGGGGUGUUUAUUUUUGUUUGUUUUUUUGUUUUUUCAUUUUUUUUUUUCCUUUAAAAUAAAAACAGAAAAGCUCCUA
Molecule: messenger RNA, 3339 nt
Organism: Cavia porcellus (domestic guinea pig)
Lineage: Eukaryota; Metazoa; Chordata; Mammalia; Rodentia; Caviidae
Gene: Tmem63b
Product: transmembrane protein 63B
Exons: 24
Coding region: 282-2780 (832 amino acids)
Cellular component (GO): plasma membrane
Molecular function (GO): calcium-activated cation channel activity
Source: RefSeq, a predicted model, not a curated record